Oryza sativa Japonica Group (Japanese rice) is the source of this 1941-nucleotide messenger RNA. RefSeq names its product thaumatin-like protein 1. NCBI's taxonomy places the organism in Eukaryota, Viridiplantae, Streptophyta, Magnoliopsida, Poales, Poaceae. Gene Ontology annotation, biological process: defense response. Gene Ontology annotation, cellular component: extracellular region. The record is from RefSeq and is a predicted model, not a curated record.
UCAGCGAACCUUAUUGUUCCCCCAUCCUUCCUGGGCAUUGCAUAGAGCAAUUAUCCCUAGACCUGCCAGUGCAAAUUGCAGAGAGAAAAAGGCAUCAAAAAUCCAAUCAAGCCACCCAAUUCCAUGCUUUUCACUUUACUGUGAUUACUGAGCCAAAAGCUUCUUAGUAAGCCGACUCUCUUAUGCUAUAAGUAGAGCCAUGGAGAGAGAGCUCAGAUUCCCCCCUUCUCUUCAGUCUCUUCCUCCUAAUCUUGAUACUAGUUGAUGGGUGGUUGACGUUUCAUCGAGCUAUCCUAGCUCAAGGCUUCUCUAUCCCUUUCUACUCUCCCACUCCUCUCUAACCACUGUACUAUAUACUAGCACUGAAGCUGGACACUGAUACAAAAUUCCGUACUAAUAUUGACAACUGACUACCUAUACUGGUGUGGCACCAUUAUAUACCUCUUCUCCCGCCUGCCAUUACUAACCACCAGCCGGAGCUACAUUGCUUCGAGAUGAUGGGAAUUCAGAGAAUUUGCAUCGUUCUUGGGAUGCUUUUUAUACUUGUGAGAGAGGGUGGAGCUGUGACAUUCACGUUCGUGAACCGGUGCACGGGGACGGUGUGGCCGGGCAUCCUGUCGAACGCCGGGAGCGCGAGGAUGGACCCGACGGGGUUCGAGCUGCCGCCCGGCGCGGCGCGCGCGGUGCCGGCGCCGACCGGCUGGUCCGGCCGCCUGUGGGCGCGCACGGGCUGCACGCAGGACGGCACCGGGAAGGUCGUGUGCGCGACGGGCGACUGCGGCUCGGGCACGCUGGAGUGCGCCGGCCGCGGCGCGGCGCCCCCGGCCACGCUGGCGGAGUUCACGCUCGACGGCGGCGGCCGCAACGACUUCUACGACGUCAGCCUCGUGGACGGGUACAACCUGCCGUUGCUGGUGGAGCCCUCGGGCGCCCUCGGCGCGACGGCGACGACGUGCGCGGCCGCCGGGUGCGCGGCCGACCUGAACGCGCGGUGCCCGGCCGAGCUCCGCGCCGUGGGCGGCGCGGCGUGCCGGAGCGCGUGCGACGCGUUCGGCAAGCCCGAGUUCUGCUGCAGCGGCGCGUACGCCAACCCGAACACCUGCCGCCCCACCGCCUACUCCCAGGUCUUCAAGUCGGCGUGCCCGCGCUCCUACAGCUACGCCUACGACGACCCGACGAGCACCUUCACCUGCGCCGGCGGCCGCGACUACACCAUCACCUUCUGCCCCGUCGCCACCCCAAGCCUGAAAUCUGCGGGAGGAACGACGACACCGACGACGACGGUGCCGGGCGUGACCACGGACGCCCCACCGGACAUGGCAAGGCCGAUAGGCAGCCAAGGCGGCGGCGGCGGCGGGGGCGCCGGCCAAGGCGUGAUGCUGGGCGACAACUCCUGGCUCGCCAGCCUCGCCAUGGGCGACGCGUCGUCCUCGCGGAGAGCCUCGCGGCUGGCCCUCCUGGCCGCGCCCCUCGCGCUGCUCACGCUCCACCUGCCGCGGCUAUAGCGGCUGAUCACGUACGCGAAAACCACCCGAAAUUUUUUUGGUCAAAAGGGCAGGGGGAUGCGGGGGACGUCGCACGAUUGCACGGGCCACCACCAGUCCACCAACACAUCAUUACCACCAAGAGCGCGCGAACGCCGAAACGGUGUGCGCUUCGGUCGCUUCUGCUGCUGCCGCCGCGGCGCCGGCGGCAGCGGGUGGCCGUGCGCUCGAGUGGUGUGUUUGCCGGUGUCGUGCACGGUGUGGGGCCAGCGAGCUCGGUGUGUGGGGGCGAUCGGGUGAUUCGGUUUGGCCAAGAUCGGCGUAGCGCCAUUGUAAAAUCCAUCAGAUUUUUUUUUUUUGGGUUCUUCUUUCUUUUGGUUUGCGCAUUUGUGUCUCGCAGAAAAGAAAUGUACAAGAUUAAUCCCACAGAUUAAGAAGCAAAAUGAUUAUGAACGCA